Capra hircus (goat) is the source of this 6052-nucleotide messenger RNA. It is a transcript of the gene NES, whose product is annotated as nestin. Lineage: Eukaryota; Metazoa; Chordata; Mammalia; Artiodactyla; Bovidae. The coding region runs from base 135 to 5513 and encodes 1792 amino acids. The record is from RefSeq and is a predicted model, not a curated record. Gene Ontology annotation, biological process: positive regulation of intermediate filament depolymerization. The transcript has 4 exons. Gene Ontology annotation, molecular function: intermediate filament binding; CCR5 chemokine receptor binding. Gene Ontology annotation, cellular component: intermediate filament.
CUCCGGUUGCUCCUUGCCCCGCCCCAUCAUUGUCCCCAUCCGCGUCUUUUCCCUUACGUCCCCAAAGCUUUGAGAGCUGCUGGCUUCUCCUGGUGCUCAGAGUCUCUCCACCUUCGGUGGGUCAGACGAGCAGGAUGGAGGGCUGCCUGGGGGAGGAAUCUUUUCAGAUGUGGGAGCUCAACCGGCGCCUGGAGGCCUACCUGGCCCGGGUCAAGGCGCUAGAGGAGCAGAAUGAGCUGCUCAGCGCGGAGCUCGGGGGUCUCCGGGCACAGGCCGGGGAUGCCUCCUGGAGGGCUCGUGCCGACGACGAGCUGGCGGCCCUACGGGCCCUCGUCGACCAGCGCUGGCGGGAGAAGCACGCGGCCGAGAUGGCGCGCGACAACCUGGCAGAAGAGGUGGAGGGCGUGGCGAGUAGGUGCCAGCAGCUGCGGCUGGUCCGGGAGCGGACCGCGGAGGAGGUGGCCCGCAGCCGGCGUGCGGUCGAGGCCGAGAAAUGCGCCCAGGCCUGGCUGAGCACCCAGGCUGCGGAGCUGGAGCGCGAGCUGGAGGCUCUGCGCGCGGCGCACGAGGAGGAGCGCGCCGGCCUGAACGCGCAGGCUGCCUGCGCCCCCCGCGGCCCCGCUCCGCCCCGGGGUCCCCCCGCGCCGGCCCCCGAGGUGGAGGAGCUGGCUCAGCGGCUGGGCGAGGCGUGGCGUGGGGCAGUGCGCGGCUACCAGGAACGCGUGGCGCACAUGGAGACGUCGCUGGGCCAGGCCCGCGAGCGGCUGGGCCACGCGAUGCAGGGCGCCCGCGAGGGUCGCCUGGAGCUGCAGCAACUCCAGGCAGAGCGCAGCGGCCUUCAGGAGCGCAGGGCCGCGCUGGAGCAGAGGCUGGAGGGUCGCUGGCAGGAGCGGCUGCGGACCACUGAGCAGUUCCAGCUGGCCGUGGAGGCCCUGGAGCAGGAGAAACAAGGCCUCCAGAGCCAAAUCGCCCAGGUCCUGGAAGGUCGGCAGCAGCUGGCACACCUCAAGAUGUCCCUCAGCCUGGAGGUGGCCACAUACAGGACCCUCCUAGAAGCAGAGAACUCGCGGCUGCAGACCCCUGGAAGCGGCUCCAAGACUUCGCUCAGCUUUCUGGACCCUAAGCUGGAGCUACAUUUCCCUGGGACCCCAGAGGGCCGGCGUCCGGGACCUCUGCUUUCUGUCCUGAGCCCUACUCCCCUCUCCUCACCUUUGCCUGGUACCCUGGAAACACCUGUGCCAACCUUUCUGAAGAGCCAGGAAUUCCUUCAGGCCCGCACCCCGACCUCAGCCAGCACCCCCAUCCCACCCACCCCUCAGGCUCCCUGCCCUGCUGUAGAUGCCGAGAUCAGAGCCCAGGAUGCCCCUGUGUCCCUGCCCCAACCACGUGUUGGGAGGCAACAGGUGCCAGAAGUCAUGUGGGCUGAAGCCAAGGUGGCCGUCCCUGCCAGCAUCCUGCCGGGACCAGAGGAGCCUGGGGGCCAGCAACAAGAGCCCAGUCCAAGCCUGUCCCCUGAAGAUCGUGCCUCCCUGGCUCCAGCCCUCAGCCCUGACCACUCCAGUCUAGAGACCAAAGGUGGAGAAGCCAGUGGGUCUAGAGAGUCCAGCAGAUCCCAGGAGGAAGAUGAAGGCCAACUCUGGGGGCUGGCAGAGAAAGAAACAGUGGUAGAGGUCAAAGCAGUGAGCAGCUUGGAGCAGGAAACUUGGCAAGAAGAGGCGGGUCUGGACAGGAAAGAAAUCCAAGAUGCCCAGGGCCCUUUGGAAAAAGAAGCUGUGAACUCUCUGGAAGAAGAGAUUCAAAAGCCAUCGAUUCCACUGGGAAAACAGAGCCAUGAGACUGUAAGAGCUCUAGAGAAGGAGAGUCUGGAAUCUCUGAGGUCUUUGGAAGAAGAGAACUUAGAAACACUAAAAAUACUAGAAAAGGAGAAUCAAGAAUUGUUGAAGUCUUUAGAAGCAAAGGAGACGGAGGUAGUGAGAUCUUUAGAAAAAGAGACUCUAGAACUACUUAAGCCUAUAGGAAAAGAGGAUCCACAGACAUUGCCAUCUCUAGAAAAGGAGAAUCAAGAAAUAAUGAGGUCUCUUGAAGUUAAUGGAGAGACAUUUUUAUAUCCAGGAAAGGAAAAUCAAGAAUUAGUGAGGUCUUUAGAAGAGGAGAACAUUGAGUCAUUGAGAACUCUAGAAAAGGAGAGUCAAGAGCCACUGAGAUGUCAAGAAGUAGAGAACCAGGAAACACUGAGACUCCUAGCCAAAGAGAAUCAAGAGCCAUUGGGGUCUCUAGAAGAAGAAGACCAGGAGACAUCAAGACCUCUAGGGAAAGAGAAUCACGAAUCCCUGAGGGCUCCAGAAGAUGAGAAUCAUGAGGCUUUGAGACCUCUAGAAAGAGAAAACCCAGAGUCACUGAGCUGUUUGGAAGAAGACCAGGAGGCAAUGAGACCUCCAGAAAAAGAAAACCAGGAGCUGCUGAGGUCUCUAGAAAAAGAAAACCAGGAGCCGCUGAGGUCUCUAGAAGAAGACCAGGAGGAAAUAAGAGCUCUAGAAGAAGACCAGGAGACAGUGACACCUCUAGAAAAAGAAAAACAGGAAUCACUAAGGUCUCUAGAAGACCAGGAGGCAAUGAGACCUCUAGAAGAAGAAAGCCAGGAGCCGCUGAGGUCUCUAGAAAAAGAAAAAGAGGAGGCAAUGAGGUCUCUAGAAAACCAGAAUGCAGUGAGACCUCUAGAAGAAGAAAACCAAGAGCCACUGAGGUCUCUAGAAAAAGUAAAAGAGGAGGCAAUGAGACCUCCAGAAGAAGAAAACCAGGAAUCACUGAGAUCUCUAGAAGACCAGGAGGCAAUGAGAUCUCUAGAAGAAGAAAACCAGGAGCAGCUGAGGUCUCCAGAAAAAGAAAAACAGGAGGCAAUGAGACCUCCAGAAGAAGAAAACCAGGAGCAGCUGAGGUCUCUAGAAAAAGAAAAACAGGAGGCAAUGAGAUCUCUAGAAGACCAGGAGGCAGUGAGAUCUCUAGAAGAAGAAGGCCAGAUGACAUUGAGCCCUCUAGAAGAAGUGAAACCAGAGACACUAAAGUCUCUUGGAAAAGAUCAGGAGAUAGUUCGACCUCUUGAAAAAGAGAAUCAAGAGUUAUUACGGUCCCUAAAUGAAGAGAGUAUAGAGGCAGUGAGGUCUUUAGAAACGGAGGCUCCAGAACUACUAAAGCCUACAGAAGAUGAAAACCUGGAAAUACUGAAACCUCUAGAAAAGGAAAAGGAAAGUCAAGAGCCACUGGGGUCUGUGGAAGGGAACCACGAGACACUGAGACCCCCAGGGAAGGAGAAUCAAGAGUCCCUGGGCUCUCUGGCAGAGUGGAACACAGAGAAUUUGCAGUCUCUAGAGGAGGCUGACAAGGGAAGUCUAAGGCACUUGGAAGAGGAAGAGAUCGUGGAGAAGGAAGAGAGUCAGGCGUCACUGAGGCCCCUGGAGGAGCAGGGGCAGGAGCUGCCACUCUCUGCACAGCAGCAGACGUGGGGAGAUGCAAUGCAGCGGGACCAAGAACUGGAUCAGGACCAGCCCCUGGGGAGGGCUGGAGUGGACAGUGGGGAUGGGGCAGAGCUGGAACUGGAAGAACGGGAUAGCUUCCCUGCGGAGGGGGAGGUGGUGGAGCAGGGGCAGCUGCAGCUGACAGCCACAGGUGAGGCCUGGGGCCUGGGUGAGGGGCAGCCAGGCAGCCCUGAGCCCAAAGAGCAGAGGCUCCCAGCUGAGGGCACCGGAGGGGCAGGAGGCGCUGGGGGCCUCCAGGACCCCGAGGAGCAGCCAGAGCAGGUGGGGGCCUUGGGCCUCCCGGCUGCCCAGGGAAUGUCAGAGGUGAUGGAGCCCGAGUUGGAAGAUGAGGGUGUGGCCCCGGGGGGUGGCCAAGCCUCCCCAGAGGUCACCUUGGAGUUAGAGAGGGCCAUGGGCAGGUCUGCGGGAGUGGAACGGGGACUCCAGCAGGAGGCAGUAAGGCUGGAGGACCCAGGUAGCCUGGCCAGAGAGGAGGCAACGGAGCCACCCCUGGGGGAGGGAGGUGUGGAGGCAAAGAAGGUACAGGGCUUGGAAGGGCCCAGAAAGGAGCUGGAGGAGGCAGGCACUCUGGAGUCUGAGGUCUCCACACUGCCGGGCAAGAGCAGAGACCCACUGGAGACUCCUAGGGACUGGGAGGAGUCAGAAUCUGGGGCCCCUGGGAAAAUAGAAGAGCCAGUCUCAGCUGAGACCUUGUGCCACGAGGGAAGUGAUACCCCCCAGCCCAGGCCCCUGGGGUCAGAGGGAGCCGAGGAGGAUGCCAAAUCGCUGCUGGGGCCCCCCAGUCUGAGGCCCACUGAGUCCUGCUCAACCAGCCUAAUCCCUGAAGAUGCCCCUGGGCCCCAGCCCCUGGCUGAGGGGAACCAAGAGGCCAGCUGGGGGCUGGAGGGUAGGGCUGAGGUUCUGGGAAAGGCAGAGGGUGAGCAGGAGGAUCUGGGCUCUGGGGGGAUCCCUGAGGGCCUCCAGGAGGAAGGGGAGGAGAGCAGAGAAGAGAGCGAGGCGGAUGAGCUAGGGGAGACCCUUCCUGACUCCACUCCCCUAGGCCUCUACCUCAGGUCCCCCGCUUCGCCCAAGUGGGACCUGCCUGGAGAGCAGAGGCCCUCCCCUCAAGGGGAGCCCGGAAAGGAAGGCUGGGGUCCUGCGGUCCCAGCCUCCAAGGGCCUUGGGGCCCAGCCCUCAGAGGAGGAAGAAGAGGAGGGAGCUGAGGAGGAACGUGGCCGUGACUCUGAGCUGUCGGAAGAGUUUGAGGACCUGGGGACUGAGGCUUCUCUCCUUCCCGGGGUCUCCGGGGAGGGGGAAGGGGAAGAACCCCUGAGCCAAGUGCCCCAGCUGCUCCUGGAGCCUGCAGCCUGGGAUCCUGAUGGAGAAUCUGACGGAUUUGCAGAUGAAGAGAGCGGGGAGGAGGGAGAGGAAGAAGAGGGGAGGGAGCCAGGGCCAGGGCGCUGGGGGCCAGCGCCCUCUGUGGGCAGCCCCCCCACCCCGAGCGGCCCUCAGGGAGGACCCCUCCUGGGGUCUGAGACUGUGGGUGUCAGUGUGCCCCCCUGGGACAAUGUCCCAGGGGGCGCAGCACCCGACCCCCCCAUGACUGCCCUGGAGACCGAGUCCCAGAACAGCACUGAGGCCUCGGGCUCAGAGGAGGAGUCUGAUGCUGCUCCCCUGGAGCCGGAGGACCAGGCCCCUGGCCCUCUGGGGACCCUCAGUGGGGUGGAGGACACCCUUGAUGGUGGUGGCCCAGGCCCCAGCCUGAAGGAAGAGCUGGAGCGCGUGAAUGGGGGCGUGGUGAACGGGCUGGAGCAGUCCGAGGGGGGAGGCCAGGGGAAACCGGGGGCGGCUGGGGGGGACCGAGGGAGCCCCUCAGAGGAGGAGGGGGCUUCCCUGAAGGCCCCUUGGGCAGGGGCUCCUCUUCACCUGGGCCAAGGCCAGUUCCUGAAGUUCAGUCAGAGAGGAGGUGAUGGAGACUCCUGGUCCUCAGGGGAGGACUAGAGAGAGCUCUCCCGCACGGAGGCAUUGGGCGGAGGGGCGUGCCCGACCCCCUCCCUGCUCGGGGCAGCACCCUUAACCUGCACUCUCUUGACCUGUGGUUUCUAUCCCAGAGGCCCGGCUGGCCAAGGGGAAACGGGUGUGGCAAAGGGGCCCGGUCCAAGCGUGGAGACUCCGGGAAUAGAUGCCAGCCCCCUGGCCUCUGCAUAGCAGGGACAGCCUGCCUGCACUGUCCCGUGGGGCUGAAGCCAACUGAAUCUGUAGGACUAGUCCCUCCUUCCCACUGCAGCUCCUUUCCUCCCAUCCCAUUAGCUGGGAAAGGCCAGGGCUCAGCGGCCCCUCCAAAGGGAGGGGCUGUGGUGGUGCGUGUGCCAGGGCUUGCCAGCUCUGCCCUUCCUCCCUGCACCCUCAUGAGAUGGUUGGCCGGUGGCUAAUGAGGGUGAGGGGGUGCUCCUGGGUUCUGACCCCCCCCAUAGACCUGCCAUGUUAUGGCCCCGUCUGCCUCAUCCCUGCCUGAAUAAAGUAAUGCCUCCGCCUACAAA